CACUCUAGAUUUCAUAAUGGCGGCUGAAAUUGGGAGGGGGAUGGUAAAGUUGUGCCAAGAUGAGAGCCCGUAGAAACAUCAAAAGCUUAAGAUAUGACAAAUUAGAAAUAUCCAGUUUUGUAAGCAGAUAAUGAAGAUGAGUAACAGAAGACUGGUUGAAUACUUCGUGAUUGUUGGGUGUUCAGAAACCGACAAUUUGUAUCAUGCUAAAAAGAUCAAAGGCACCAUUAUACAAAGAUUUCCAGAAGAAGAUCUCAAAGACUUCCCCUUUCCAGCUGCUGUUGAGCUGUUUUGUCAGCCUGGUGGAUGGCAAGCAAGUUAUGUGUACCAUGACCCAAAAUACUACUAUGCAAUAUUGACAGAUGUCGAAGGUACCCACAGCUACUGUGGUUGCCUCUUGUUUUAUGAACCAGUUCUUUCUAAGAAAACAAGACCCAGCUCACAAAGAAGGAAGUCUUCCAGUACUGAAGGCCAGACCAAAGCUCCUGAUGAAGACGAUGUUGAAGAGCAUAGGGAAAUGACAUAUUAUGUCCCAAAAUGUCUCUGCCUAGUAACGAGGCAAAAACACUUGGAUACCCUUAAGAGCUGUAUGGCUACAAUAUAUUCAGCAUAUGCAGCUAAUGACAUUGAUAAACUGGAAAAUAUGAUUGGUUAUGCUUUGGGUCUUGUUAAUAUCCCACCACCUGGUGGACCAAAGCUGUCAUUUUCCCUUGGUGGGAAUGACUGCCAGUUCAUUUAUCCUGCACUCAGUGAAUUUAUCCCAACUUCGAAUCAAUCGGUGGCCAUCAUUUUUAAUCAACUUGGUAUUCACAACAUAAUCAUGGUUUUCACUGCCCUAGUUACUGAAAACAAAUUGCUCCUUUUGUCAAGCAGCUACACUCAUCUCGUUUUAACUGCACAAGCUUUCUUGGCUCUCUUAUAUCCACUAACAUUUAGCUAUGUUUAUAUACCAAUACUUCCAUCUUCUUUGCUGGAUUUUCUAACUGCGCCAACGCCAUUCUUGAUGGGAGUUCAUAUGUCAUACAAACGGGAUAUACCGGAUUUGUAUGAUGUUGUCACAGUCAACAUUGAUGAGGGCUAUGUCACUGUUCCAGAUAGCAUUCACUUGCCUUUGAUUCCCGAACCAUUCUUCUCCAAGACUUUAGCCACACUAAAAUCAAUUUUGACGCCAUCGUUAAGAUAUGCCGACAUGCUUUUCCCGCCCUCUUCAGAGGAGAUUGAUUUGGCUAUGCAGGAUAAACAACUUCGAGCUGUCUUCGUGCAGUUAUUUGCAGAAAUGUUUAGCAAGUACCGGACCUGUCUGACAAUCAUCCGGAUUCAUCCUAAGCCGGUCAUCUCAUUUAACAAGGCCAUUUUCUUAGAAAGACGCGGCUUGGUAGCUGAUGAUUUCUUUAACAAGGUGCUUGAAAGUGUUGCCUUUUCUUCAUUCAUAUCCCAGCGAGGCUCUCCAUUCAGGAAAUGUGAUUUGUUCGACGAGCUUGUUGCAAAAGUGGAAGCUAAACAAAGUGCUGACAACGAAAGCUUGGAUGAGUUGAUGACCAAAAUUCAGAACAUUGCUGAUACUCUUUACAACAAUGAGCCGGAAACAGCGCAUUCUGGGGAAGGAAGUGAGAUUAGCCAAACCGAACCUAUUACUACAGAGACAAAAAGAAGGUUUCCUCUUCUAAAUCGUGAGAGGAUUAACGCAGUAAUGAAAGAACAAGUAGAAAUUUCAGCUGCCCGAACCUACGACGUGCAGAUUGUUAGCCAGGAAAGAGUUCCGACCGGAUUCACAGGACAUACGCUGCACCAGUUUGUGAACAGAAGAAGAAUUGACGUCAUCAAAGAUUGCGUUUCGUAUAUAUUCGACAACAAAAUUUCAGACGCUAGAAAGAUUUUCCCCUCAGUAUUGAGAGCUUUGAGGAGCAAAGGUGCCCAAUUAGCUCUUUGUACCGAAUUAGACCAAAUGAUCAAGAUGAAACGUGCCUUUUUGGAGCAUGGUCAAUUUGAUCUCUUAGUCAGACUCCUGAAUGCGUGUUUACAGGAUGAAGCCGCAUCCGUGACAUCAACUGUUGCAGCAGCAAUUCUCCCUUUAUCCUGUACAUUUUUCAGAAAUCUGGCCCCUGGUGUUGUUCAGUUUUUGUACACAUGCUUGCAAGACCAUACCGUUUGGAGCAAACACCAGUUUUGGGAGGAAGCUUACUAUACCGAGGCCCAGAACAAUAUCAUUGAACUGUACCUCAAGCAAAUGCAAAAGAAAAAGGCCGAUGAAGAUUUUCAUGCUGGAAGGGAAAUUCGCAAGACAAUGUCAGAUGUUGCCGAUCUUUUGAAACUUGCCCCUGAAAAUGGUCAUGCAAAUAAGCCGGUUAGAAACAGUGUCCUGCUUACCCCAAUUGUUUCGCAAGCCAGCUCAACAAGAGGUCGCACAAGUAGCAGGUCGAUCAGUGACAUGAAAAAAGAUUCACUCAGCCUCGACGAAAUAAGCGAGAAGGCGCCGCCUCCUGCGAUGGAGCUUGCUGCAGAUUUGCUGUCUUCCUGGCCCGCGAAAGUGGAAGAAGAAAGAAAAAAGGCAAUCAGUGAAGAGGAAAGCAUAGUCUACGGACUGGCACAGCUCUUUGCCAGCAGAAUGAUCUAUUUGCGAGUGCCAAUCGAUGCACAUGAGCAGAUGACGAAAUACCACGAGCGAAGGAGAAAAAAGGAUUUCGCACUGCAACGUUUGCAGGCUGACGAUGGGGGCAGCAUUUCAGAAAAUUUGUCCAAUCGGACCGGAGGUGCAGUUUUGGAGAGUACAGCAGGUCAUGAUGGAUCUCGUAGUAUAGCAGAAAGCAGUGCCUGGGAGAGUUACGAUUAUGGUGAUGGUGGAAUGAACUAUGCUGACAGUGUUGCCGACAGUGUUACCAAGCUUGUUCUGCGAUUUGUAGAAAGAGUUUGCUUGGAAGCAGAUAUUAACACAGACCACGUUAAAACGCUGCAGUCUCUCGUUCCAGGGCUUGUUUCUUUGCAAAUGGAAACUCUCAAUGAAGUUUAUCGCGAAACAAAGAACCUGGCACCAACCCAGAGGGUCAAGAUUAUGAAACCCCAGCUGCUAGCUGGAGAAAUUCUGCAAUUUGAUGGCUUGCGGUGUUUCCUUCUUGCCGAUGGCAGAGAACUUGGUGUAAGACGUGAGGUGCCAACAGGCCACUCAACUCCGCAAGAAGACGCAGCGGAUAAGAAACAAGAUAUGGGGUCAGAUAUAGGUGGACCUUGCCUUUUGCCCGCAGAAGGAGCAAUCUUCCUCACCAAUUAUCGAGUGAUAUUCAAAGGGACUCCUGUGGAUCAGUUUUCAUCUGAAAUGAUGGUGUCUCGGUCGUUUCCCAUUGGCUCCCUGGUUAAAGAGAAGCGCAUCAAUGGGAGGUUUAAAGUUGGUGCUGACCAAUGGUUGCAGGAUUGUUUACAGUUGCGUUCUUGCGUCUUUCAGAUCAUAAAGCUCUGUUUCGAUGAAGAAGUUAGUGCUGAGCUUGUCGAAAGUUUUCGUAAGUCACUGCAGCGACUAAGAUGGCCGCAAUCUGUGUUCAGUACUUUUGCCUUCGCCAUCGGCGUAAGAACUAACGUUUCAAGGACAUUGUCGCAAAGAAACUAUAGUAUCAAAAAAUCACAGAAAUCAUUAAGCGCUGUCGCUGCUUUGGCAAAAAAGAAGGCAAACAAUACUCGGGGCUCUUUGCGAAGGCAGAAAUAUUUAAUCUCUGGAGAAAGCAAUAAGGAAAAGAUGGAACAGAAUGAAGAGUCUGCAGCGUGCUCUGAGGAGGAGGAAAAUAGUGCUUCAAGGCGGGAAAGUGUUUUGGUGAAAGGGCACAUAGAAACACCAUUGCAGAGUGCAGAUAAGCUUGGGGAAACUCUGCUGUGUAUAGAUUACGAGAGGGUAGGACUUGGCAGUGUGAGCAAGUUGGUACCAGGCUCCCCAUGGAGGCUUUCGAUGGCUAACUUGAAUUAUAGUGUUUGUCGGAGCUACCCACAGGUCAUUGUUACGGCAGCAAAAAUCUCAGACGACAUAAUCAUGAAAAUCGCAAAGAACUAUCGAAUAAACAGGCUACCAGUCCCCGUAUGGCGACAUCGUCGGAGCAAAGGUGUGCUCCUUCGUUGCGGUGGUCUUACUAAAGGGGUCAUUGCAGCCGCUUUGAAGGCUGGCUUAGAGGGGACACAAAAUGAUCGGAUUUCGCUCACAAACCCGAGUCUAGAUGAGAGGUUUUACUCAGAGCUUGUUUGUGCGACUGCAUUGUCUAUGGGGAAAGGGAAAGGAAAAGAGCAGUCGAUAAGUGCAGGGGCAGCUCUUUCCUUAUCGGCGAUUAAUGAAGACUUAACCUCGGUUCUGAGUGGGGACGAUACCUACAACAAGAUCGCAAGUGAGGCCGAGAACGAUUCUAAUAACUGGAAGCCGUCAAAUCUGUAUCUGUAUUGUGACAAGGCCGUAGCAAAGAAUAUAAAGUUUGAACCGAGCUGCAAAUGCACAUUAGUGGCUGCUGAGGUUCAUGAUGCCUAUCAAAUCAAAGUCAGCUUCAACAAACUGCUCAAAGUUUGCUGUCCAAGCUCUCCGAGUGAAACAGACACAUUUUAUCACGAUUUUGAGGAAAGCAAAUGGCUGCAUCAGGUUUCAAACGUACUGCAGCUGGCCUGCUCUGUUGUCAAUCUAAUCGACAUUCAAGGUUCCUCGUGUCUUGUCAGUUUUUCAGAUGGAUCUGAUGCAACUUCACAGAUAACUUCACUGGCUCAACUGAUGCUCGAUCCAUUCUACCGAACUAUUGAAGGCUUCAAGGUCUUAAUCGAGAAAGAUUGGCUUUCGUUUGGCUACCGAUUUGCGCAUCGAGGCAACCACAUUUUGCAGUUCCAAAGCGGCUUGUCGCCUUUCUUUUUGCAGUUUUUGGAUGCUGUACACCAGAUCAUGAGUCAGUAUUCAUCAGCUUUCGAAUUCAACAACUACUUUCUGUGUUUCCUUGCAUACCACAACGGCUCAAUGCGGUUCAAUACAUUUAUGUUGGAGUCGGAACACGAGCGAUCGCAACAAGGCUGGCUUAAUUCUGAUGAAAAGGAAGACGAGAAGGGUGUGCCAAGGGUCACUGGGCAAAGUAUUUGGGAUUAUUUACGACACCAUAGUGAAAAAUCAACCACGUUCCACAACUUCAAAUAUCAUCCUUCAUUUCACAAGGGUGCCCUUCAACCGAUGUGUGGAAUAUCCAAUCUGGAAGUCUGGGAUUUUUACCUAAACGAAAACCUGUAUACGGGCGGUAUUUACGACCUGGAGCUGAUGUCUGAUAUGGACACGGUGAAUCCAAAUAGCGAGGCAACAUCACAAUCUCAAGCGACUGCGGUCGAGAUGAAAGAAGAUUGGCGUCAGUGUCUCAUUGGUUACUAUGGAGAUACGACACAGUUUAUAAGAGACGAGACCUCGUAUCAACUGAAUGAACUACUGCGAUUAAGAGAAGAGCUCGACAAAACGGCUAUUUAUUGGAACGAACUGUGGAUGGAUAUUGACGUCACCAAGCAAGUGCGAAAGCAAACAAGAUCGUUACAUUGGGAACAAAUAUGGUCCAGAGGCAGAGCAUUGGCGUUGCAAAAACGCCUCACCAUGGAGAUUGUCAUGCAGGGCAAAGCGACACGAAGCGUUGAUAACACUCAAAGAGAAUUAGGAUUUGACCAGCAGCACAAUUUCCAGGCUCACAACUAUUAUUCGAAUACUAUAUGCAAUUACUGUCUUAAGCCAAUCAGAGGAUACAAUGCAGGCUUUCAGUGUUCAGACUGCGCCUACAAUGUUCAUACUAAAUGCAAAUCGCUGGCACCAAAUGUUUGCUCUAAACACCAGGCCCUACAAGACCAGCAAGCGGUAACCAUGUCAACCAGUACCCACAGUGUACCUGGUAUUGAUAGCAGUCAAAAAAAUCCACGGAAUUAUAAAGGAAAGCUGCGUAAACGCGGGCACUUGUUGCGUCAAUGGCUUGAGAGGUGGUACGUGCUAGACACACAGCAAAACCAGCUACUGUACUAUGAUGCUGAAGAUGAAACAGUUCUUAAAGGCCAUGUCGAUCUUGGAGAAAUGAAGUCAGCCCGUGUGAUAACAACACCACCAAGUCCUCCUAAAGGUGCAGAUCCGCAAGCUUUCUUCGAAAUCGAAACAACUAGGCGAGUGCAUAUCUUGCUUGCCCCAGACAGGGACAUUGCUUUGGAAUGGAUAGAUCGCUUGAAUAACUUAUUAUCAUGAUUUUUAUAAUUGCCCAUUUUGGGUUGAGUUCGACUGCCACUGGAGCAUUUCAAAGUGGAAUGUGACAACAGAAUGCCACGUAACUGAUAUGAAGUUGCUGCUCAUGAUGAGUUGUCUUGGUGAAAAGGCGCUUUAGAGAGAAAAGAUCCCGGUUCUUGAAUUCUUUUGAGAUCUCUUAAUAUUAUGUACAUUAGUUUGUGAAAAGCAGGCAGCUGCUCUAAGGUUUAUCAAUAUCACAAGGGUUGUUGAAAACAUCAGCCUUCAUCGUCUUUAAUUAUUAGCCCUUUGAGGGGGACGUUUGUAAAAUUCUGAAUUAAUCAGUCCUGAAACGAAAAUACCUAUAACAGAUGUAAACCGAUUUUAAUUGUUGUGUUUAAAAAGUCUGAUCCUCGUGUAUUUGGUUUGUGCUAUAAUAACAAGCGGAUAGGCUGCUUGUGGAGUAAUUGAAUUCAACAUUGCGUUAAGACUACCCUCGGCUUUAACGUAGACCUUUCCUCGACCCUUUUAGAUUUGAAAAAAAGAUGAAGUUAUGCCUUAUUAGUUUUCUGUUAUUUGGCAAUGUAUCCAUUUCUGUUUGGAGGAAAUUUAUAUUUUACAAUUAGGUAUCGCUGGAGCAGGUAAUCAGUAUUUUUGUAGCAAGACAAAACUAAUUGCCAAAUAUCAUAACCACGACUUGUCUCAUCAUAGUUUUUGCUAAAUGUUUUCAUAAUACUGGUCUUCAGUGCGGGCCUCCUUAUAUGAGUUUGUAUCAAGUGAAAUGGUUAAUCCGAGAAUGGACGGGGAUCCCUUUAGAGUCGUUGUCUUUAACAUUUACGCUGUUCAUAGAAAUGUAUGUUUUGUUUGAGGCAUUAUUUCGAAAUAAAAUGAUAAUUAUAGCUAUCUGUGGGUAGAAGAUAACUAGGAAUUAAUUUAAUACUCCUGUUAGUGUUAAUUCUUUUUUAUGAUAGUGUGGAUUUAUGGUAAAUAGAUAUGUAAGACAAAAUUUGUUUCUUUAUUUGCCUGCAAUAAACUAUGUUUCUAUUGAAUCUCUUCGCGAACCUUUAGCUGCCUAACUUUAAAAAUGAGCAUUAUGCGCGUUCAACUGCAGUAUCGUAUUUUUGUGUCGAGGGCCAUGGUGUCGAUGAUUUUAAAUCAAUGCUUUGAGCUUGUCCUUCAACCAGAGAAAAUCAACCAAAAUAUUUAUUAAAACUCCCUUGCAAGAAUACUUAUAAUAUUUGAUAAAAUUGAUGUGAAAAUACUUGAAGUCUCGUCAGUCUCGUUUCCUGCUCCUCACGCCUCUAUUUGUUUCCUAGGCCCUAGCUGUGUUUCCUGGCAUAAUUUUGUCAGGUAAGCAGGGAAAUACUUUACUUGAUCCUAUAUGAAUCAUCAUUUUAUGGUUGAAAUCUGAUCAAUCAAGUUUCUAGGUUUACAUCAUCUCGUGGAACUUCCAUGCUUUACAGCUCUGAUAAUGUAAGAUUUACCUUCAGCAUCUAAAAUAUUUCAUGUAAGAUAUAUAUUGCAUUGGUUUUUUGAUACACGAUCAACUUUAAAAAAUCCACUUCAUUUAAAGUUACAUUUUGUUGCCAAAACGCUUGAGCUUAUUGGUGGCAAUGAACUUUCUUGAUUAUAAAUGUUUUAUCAUUUGGUGAAGAACAGAAACCAAGAAUCAAUACAAUCAAAUUAAUUUUUACAUUGAUUUCUAAGAUUAAAUUGAAUUGGUUGCUCAGCAAACACCUGGUUUUUGCUAAUUUGAGCUUGAAUCAAAAUUUUGCGAAAACGUUCCAUGGUUGUUUCUUUGUUUACAAUUCUUGUUAAUGAAAAUUACUGAAGAAGACUGGCAGCUGGGUAUCAAAAUGUUUUUAAUGUCUCAAAAUCUAAAGAAUAUUAAAGUACACAUUUACUUUUUGCCUUUUGUAAAAGAUAGCAUCUGGUCUCCGGUCACUAGAAAUCAGGCUUUUUCUAAAGUCAUAUUUAUCAUAAACUUUCCGCUAUUGUAUCUCAGCAAACUCUACAGUUCUCUAUAAAACAGGAUGCAGAGAUGUCUGAUUGAUUCGUCUACUUGCAAGCAGCCGAAAUGCACGCCAAGACUGUAUUCACACUUGCCGUUGUUUUUGUUGUGUGUUUCUGGUUGUCAAACUGCACUGCAAGACGGUGUAACUCAACAUGUUUGGGAAAGGAAGGAUUAAUGUUGAGCUUGUCUGGCAAAAAGAGCUGUAUGCUAACGUUUUGCCAUAAGUGCAAAAUACAAAGAAUGUUCGUAGAUCCAUGUGAUAAACUUUCGAAGAAAUGGGAAAAGGUUCCCAAGCAAAAGCAAACGAAAAUGUGCAAGAGCAAACACGAAACGAUGUUGGGUCGCACGUUCAAGAUCUUGAAGGUCAAGAAAAACGCUGUGCAAGGAAAAGUCUGUCUUGAAGGGAAGGUUGAAAAUGUGGUUGCAUACUCCUAUAACAUCUGGCUUCCUAGAAAUCGUAAAAGUAACUUCUAAACAUGUUUGUUGUUAGCUUAUUCGGCGGAUGAGUAAGUAGUUUAAAAAAUCUAACAAUUAUCAUUGAUGUAUCUAUAGUUUAUCCUGUUCAAA
Rhopilema esculentum is the source of this 8765-nucleotide messenger RNA. Its product is annotated as myotubularin-related protein 5. Gene Ontology annotation, molecular function: guanyl-nucleotide exchange factor activity. The record is from RefSeq and is a predicted model, not a curated record. Gene Ontology annotation, cellular component: membrane; cytoplasm. Lineage: Eukaryota; Metazoa; Cnidaria; Scyphozoa; Rhizostomeae; Rhizostomatidae.